GGAAAAAUCGCUCAUAUUUUCUUCAAUGACAAACACGUUGUGUUGCUCAGAUAACAUUUUAAAAUAUUCGUUAUAGCUUUUAUCAACAUGUUUUGGCACACGCAAGUUUGUUUUGUUGUUGUUUUCAUUGUUAACGCUUGUUUUUGAGUGCUUCAAUGUCCAAGGAAAAUUGUUCAGAAUAUUUGGUAAUAUUUUCUGAUUCACCCUAAACGAUUUCGAAAAUGGAACCAACGAUAAGGAAUCAAUUAAUAAAAUUCCACCCGGACACCCUACAUGCUGUUAAAACAGCUUGUAAAUUGGAAAGCUCGGGAAGGAUGGAUGAAGCAGUCGAUUUACUCCAAGAAUGGAUAUUGAAACAAACACAUUUUGCCAAGAAAAUAUACCCUCCAAGUUAUUUAGAAGCGAUAUUAAUUUCAACUAAAGGUUCAGUAGAAAUAGCUAAGAGACGAAUUGACAAAAUGUGUACUAUGAGGACGUUUUCACCACAAUUAUUUGACAAGACCGACGCAAAAAACGACUUAAUGGAACUGCAUGACAUCAUAAAGACGAUAAAUUUACCAACACUAACGGAGGAUCACUAUAGAAUUUCUUUGAUUAAGCCAACGGGCAAAUCAUUACCGCUACAAUAUAGUCAUUUGGAUUUCUUUAAGUUCACUAUAAUUUUAGCUGAAUAUAUAAAACUGCACGACUAUUGCCAAGGAUUCAUAAUCAUUAUGGACCAUAGAGAUGCAAAUAUCAUGGAUUUUGUGACAAGAACAAAUCUUUAUGAGUUACAAAACGUUAUAUCACUUUUAACGGAAGGCUACGGAAUCCGAAUGAAAGGCCUCCACAUCCUCUCUUGUUCUAAGGUUGUCGAUACACUACUAGCCAUCUUUAAACAGGUGUUUAGCGCGAAAUUGGCAGCGCGCAUUCAUGUUCAUAAAACAAUUGAAACUAUGUACGAAUUUGUGCCAAAAUCAUUGUUGCCUGAGGAUUUAGGAGGAGAUGAAAGGUCAAUCUCGACAUUACAUGGCGAAUGGCUGCAAGAGCUGUCAACCGAAGACCAUAUCAAUUACAUGAAAAUGAUGCGAGAAGCAUGCACCGACGAGAAACUCAGGCUCACAGAUCAGUUUGACGAGAACAUGGGUCUCUCUGGAACGUUUAGGUCACUAGCUUUUGAUUAACACUGGUUUGAUUUAAAAACACAUUGCUUAAAGUCUACAACGGAAC
Molecule: messenger RNA, 1209 nt
Organism: Cydia strobilella
Lineage: Eukaryota; Metazoa; Arthropoda; Insecta; Lepidoptera; Tortricidae
Exons: 7
Coding region: 222-1163 (313 amino acids)
Cellular component (GO): membrane
Molecular function (GO): phosphatidylinositol bisphosphate binding
Source: RefSeq, a predicted model, not a curated record